Messenger RNA from Plasmodium berghei ANKA, 2355 nucleotides. Its product is annotated as inner membrane complex protein 1a. The record is from RefSeq and is a predicted model, not a curated record. Lineage: Eukaryota; Apicomplexa; Aconoidasida; Haemosporida; Plasmodiidae. The transcript is spliced from 5 exons. Bases 1 to 2355 code for a protein of 784 amino acids.
AUGUUUGAUGCAUGUAAAAUAAAUAGUAAUUGCUGUCAUGAUGAGUUGGGAGAAGACAAUAAAUAUACAAAGGAUGAAAAUAAUUAUAUUUAUGAAAAAAAUACGAGAACAAAUACAAAGGAAUUAAAAAACAUUAUAGAGGGAAAACCAGAUAUGACAAAAUCUGUGGAAAUUAGCCAACACACAGAAAGAGAAUAUGUUGCUAUAACAGCUUAUCAACCUGUCGAUACUGUAACUAAAACUGUAGAAGUGCCAUUUGUUAGAACAAUAGAAACGAUUAUUCCAAAAAUAACAUAUGAAAGUAAGAUUAGAGAAGUUCCAAAAUAUUAUUCCAAGUUUGUUGAAAAGGUUGUGGAGGUUCCAGAGGUAAAAUUUGUGGAUAAAAUUGUAGAAGUUCCAAGAAUACAAUAUUUAUUCAAAUAUGCUCCAAAGGUUGAGAUUAAAGAAAAUAUUAUAAAAAAACCAGUUAUUGAAAGAAAGAUUAUCGAAAAGUUUGUUGAAGUUCCAGAAGUUAAGGAGAUGAAACGGUUCCAGGAAGUGGAAACUGUGGAAUAUGUGAUAAAGUACGUACCCAAAGGAAGUAAAGAUGAAAAGGAUGGAAAAGAAAAAGUAAUAGAUAAAGAAAGUGAGAAAAAAAAUGAAGAUAAUGAAAUUGAGGAAAAUAAUGUCGAAAAUGAAGGUGAAAAUAUUUAUGAAAAAUAUAAUAAAAAAGAUACAAAACUUAUUAAAAAUAUAUCUAUGGACAAAGAAAUGAGUACAAAUAUUGGAGCAAAUAUGAUGCUAAAUCAAGAAGACAUAUGUGCAGGGGUGCAACAAAUAUACCCAUAUAUGUUUACAAGAUCAAUGAAUGAAUCUGGAAUGGGAAUAAAUUCAAAUAGACAUUCAAAAUUAGAUGUAGUUGAUAAUAUAGAAAUGAUGAAAAUAAAUGAAAAUUUGAAUUCAAUUUUACCAACUCCAAGAAUUGAACAAGUGUUUAAACCAAAAAUUGUUAAAAAUAUAGAAGUACAAAAACAUGUUCCUAUUUCUGUUGAUGUUCCAAUACCAUAUAUGGUUCCAAAACCUAUAGUUGUUAAUGUAGAUGUGCCUGUAUUAAAGUUUAGAGAUACAUUUGUGCCUGUACCAGUCAGGAGAAAAAUCAUACCAAAAAUAAAAUGGAUAUCUGAUAUAUACCAAGUAGAUUGUAUUAAAGAACGACCAUAUUUAAAAAUACAAGAUAUAAUUAAGCCAGUACCAUGUGAUAUAGAAAUUAAAUAUAAAAAGUUUAUGGAAAAAGCCUGCCCUAUUAAUCCAAAUGAGUUACCACAAGAUGAUGUUCAUGCAAUGUGGAUUAGAGUUAAUUCUCAUUUAGCCGAACAGAAAAAAAAAGAAUAUGGAAAUUUAUAUCCUUAUUAUAGAACUGAGUUGAGCCAUGAUAAUGUUGCCGAAACGACAGAGGAAUACAAAAACUUGAGCGAAGGAAAAUAUAUGAAUGAUAAAGAAGUUGAAAAGGAAUAUUUUGUGAGUUAUGAAAUGGAUAAAUUAGAAUCAAAAAAAAGAGAAGAUGGAAAUGUAAAUAUUUUUGAAACAACAAAAAGUAGAAGCGAUGAGGGUAUAAAGAAGGCAGAUGAUGAAAAUGAAAAUGAGAAAGCGGAAAAAAUCGAAUCUGAAAAUUCAAAAAAUGUAGAAAUAUGGGGAAAUAAAAUGGAUUCGAAUGUAGAAGUGUGUGGAAAUAAAAUGGAUGUGAAUGUAGAAGUGUGUGGAAAUAAAAUGGAUGUGAAUGUAGAAGUGUGUGGAAAUAAAAUGGAUGCGAAUGUAGAAAAUGGUAUUUCUUUUAUACAAGAUGGAAUGGUUUAUAAUAUAGAAGGUUUUAACAAUUUUAUGAAUGAAAGUGAUAUAAACCAUCAAAGAACGAAUUUAGAAGAGGAUCCAGUUGCACAUUUGUCCCAAAACCAUCCACUUGUUAUGACAUAUUUACAAAAUAAAUGGAUAUCUACAGAUACAUUGAGAACUCAUGAACUUUAUAAUAACAAUUUUAUUAAUGUAAGUGUGAAUUCUAACAUAAACUUACAAAAUAGAAAUAGCUUUUCAACAGAUUUACUGCAAAAUAGCGAUUUUUUAAAAUCAGCCCAUCAUAUUAUUUCUCCAUUUAAACCUGGAAAUAUAAAAAAUAUAGAAAACUGUUAUAACAGAAUAAUUAUGCAAAAUGUUCAAGAAGAAAAUAAUAAAUAUAUAAAAGAGAAAUAUAAUAAAAAUAAUUUUGAUUCGAAUUUCAAUAAUAAGUUUAUUCAUGAAAAAAAUAUGGAUUAUUCAGGAAAAAAAAAAAGUGAUAAUUCUGAAGACAAAUGUUGUAAUUAUUUUUGUAAUCAAGAUAAAUGA